GGUGAUAUGGAGCAAGGCGUUCAUAGUUCAGUAGAUGGGUGGGGUAAGUGGAAGCAAAGAAGCCUUGGAGCUGCUCUCCCACUUCCAGCAGGAUGGAUGGAUCAGGCAGCCCUGCACAAGUGGGACCAGGGCGCCAGGGACGCCGGCCGUUCUCCCUCCGAGCCUCCAGCGGGCGCUGUAGCGCCGCCCGUCACUCUCCCGACAGCCCUCACGCAGGCGCGCGUCUUUAAGCAACGGAAGAACCAGUGGGUGCGGCAGUGCGUUGGGCGGAAGCGGCUCGCACGCCAGGAACCGCCAUGCCCGGGGACCACCGCCGCAUUCGCGGCCCUGAAGAGUCGCAGCCGCCGCAACUGUACGCGGCCGAUGAGGAGGAGGCGCCCGCCGCCCGCGACCCAACGCGACUGCGGCCCGUGUACGCGCGCGCCGGGCUGCUGAGCCAGGCCAAAGGCUCGGCCUACCUGGAGGCGGGAGGCACCAAGGUGCUGUGUGCAGUGUCGGGCCCGCGACAGGCCGAGGGCGGCGAGCGCGGCGGCGGCCCGGCCGGAUCUGGCGGCGAAGCCCCGGCCGCGCUGCGCGGUCGCCUGCUGUGCGACUUCCGUCGCGCGCCCUUCGCGGGCCGCCGGCGCCGCGCUCCCCCGGGCGGCGGCGAGGAGCGUGAGCUGGCGCUAGCGCUGCAGGAAGCGCUGGAGCCGGCCGUGCGCCUGGGCCGCUACCCGCGCGCGCAGCUCGAGGUGUCGGCGUUGCUGCUGGAGGACGGCGGCUCGGCCCUGGCCGCCGCGCUCACCGCCGCCGCGCUCGCCCUGGCCGACGCUGGCGUGGAGAUGUACGACCUGGUGGUGGGCUGUGGCCUGAGCCUCGCGCCAGGGCCCGCGCCCACCUGGCUGCUGGACCCCACGCGGCUAGAGGAAGAGCGCGCCGCCGCCGGCCUCACCGUGGCGCUCAUGCCUGUGCUGAAUCAGGUGGCCGGGCUGCUGGGCAGCGGCGAGGGCGGCCUGAUCGAGAGCUGGGCGGAGGCCGUACGCCUGGGCCUCGAGGGCUGCCAGCGCCUCUACCCCGUGCUGCAGCAGAGCCUGGUGCGGGCGGCCCGCCGCAGGGGCGCCGCCGCCCAGCCCUGAACUAGAAGCCUGAGCACCGACGGACGCAAGCCAAGGACCGUG
Molecule: messenger RNA, 1157 nt
Organism: Cercocebus atys (sooty mangabey)
Lineage: Eukaryota; Metazoa; Chordata; Mammalia; Primates; Cercopithecidae
Gene: EXOSC6
Product: exosome component 6
Exons: 1
Coding region: 297-1115 (272 amino acids)
Biological process (GO): nuclear mRNA surveillance; rRNA catabolic process; poly(A)-dependent snoRNA 3'-end processing
Cellular component (GO): nuclear exosome (RNase complex); cytoplasmic exosome (RNase complex); nucleolus
Source: RefSeq, a predicted model, not a curated record